Molecule: messenger RNA, 697 nt
Organism: Trematomus bernacchii (emerald rockcod)
Lineage: Eukaryota; Metazoa; Chordata; Actinopteri; Perciformes; Nototheniidae
Product: claudin-15-like
Exons: 5
Coding region: 1-675 (224 amino acids)
Biological process (GO): bicellular tight junction assembly; cell adhesion
Cellular component (GO): plasma membrane; bicellular tight junction
Molecular function (GO): structural molecule activity
Source: RefSeq, a predicted model, not a curated record
AUGAAUGCCAUAGUUGAAGCUUUGGCCUUCCUCCUGGGGUUUCUGGCCUGGCUGAUGGUUGGGAUCGCACUUCCAAACCGAUACUGGAAGGUUUCUUCAGUGGAUGGUAAUGUUAUCACUACAUCAACCAUCUAUGAAAACCUAUGGAUGUCCUGUGCAACUGACUCUACGGGAGUUCACAACUGCAGGGAUUUUCCAUCUUUGCUCGCACUAAAUGGGUACAUUCAGGCCUCCCGGGCGCUCAUGAUCGCUGCCAUCGUGUUCGGGACAUUUGGCCUCGUGGCAACUCUCGUAGGAAUGAAGUGCUCAAAGAUAGGAGGAGAAAACUACGUCCUGAAGGGGAGGAUCGCAGCCAUUGGAGGAGUCUUCUUUUUAUUACAGGGGAUUUGCACCAUGAUUGCCAUUUCUUGGUACGCAGCCAACAUCACGCAGCAGUUCUUUGAUCAGUUUUAUCCAGGGACAAAGUAUGAGAUUGGAGAGGGCCUGUAUAUCGGCUGGUCUUCAGGCACACUUGCCAUUUGUGGAGGAGCAUGCCUGUUGUGUGCUUGCAAAGUCAACGAUCCCAACGACAAAAUACAAUAUCCAUACCAACCAUCCUCCAGAGGACACGUGCUGUCGGCUGGGGCGAUGACUCAGUCUGCCCGCAGCAACUAUGGAAGAAAUGCUUAUGUCUGAGAGAUGACUUGACCAAUUCACC